Molecule: messenger RNA, 852 nt
Organism: Aphanomyces astaci
Lineage: Eukaryota; Oomycota; Saprolegniomycetes; Saprolegniales; Verrucalvaceae
Exons: 2
Coding region: 46-666 (206 amino acids)
Biological process (GO): translation; ribosome assembly
Cellular component (GO): mitochondrial large ribosomal subunit; ribosome
Molecular function (GO): structural constituent of ribosome
Source: RefSeq, a predicted model, not a curated record
GAUUUGGGCAACUUCAGUUUUGCCCGAGCCGAUCGAUCCGUCGCGAUGUUGAGCCGCUUUUGCUUGGCCCGUAGCAUGGCGGGUAUGUCCCUCGCCCCCAAGUCGUCGUCGGUUCUUCCCGCGGGAUUCCAAAGCGUGUUCUCCGCGACGCGCUGCAUGUCCACGGAAGCCACCGAGGAAAUUUCGCUGCCUGCGAUCGAAGAUGCGGUCGAGUUUCGAUCGGUGAAGACGGUGAAGAAGGAAAUUCGCCAGAGUCCCCGCAAGUUGUCCUACCUGGCGCAGCAAAUCCGUGGUCUCACAGCCCCGGAAGCGUUGAUCCAGAUGCAAUUCUCGCAGAAGCGCAAGUCCACGAUUGUCAAGAAGACGAUUCAAAACGCUGUCAACUUGGCAGACAUCUACUACGGCAUCGAACCGAGCGCGUUGAAGGUUGAGCAAGCCUUCGUCACUAAGGGCAUGUUCUUGAAGCGAGUGAAGUUUAUGGGGCGAGGCAACACUGGUGUCAAGCACCGAGGACACAGCCAUUUGACCGUGAUCUUGCGUGAAUUCGACCCGGCAUCGGUCCCCAUCAGCAAGUCCAAAGCGCGUAAGAUCGCCUACAAGGAGGCCGCCGCCGCCAAGGAACUCGCGUCCAACGCCGAAGCCACCAAGAGCGCCGAAACUGCAUAAGCCAGUCAUCCCCAUGUUCAAUAUACGCUAGCUAGUUCGAUCGACUUCCUUCCAUGAAGUGUGUGGGGUAUCCCAUCCCAGCAGACACCAUUUGCAUGCUGGUCUCGGCUGAAAGCAGGCAGCAAUGCCAAAAUGGAAGUACAUAGGUAAAAUAGGGCCAUACAACGCGAAUGCAAGAUUUGUGAC